Molecule: messenger RNA, 1002 nt
Organism: Cooperia oncophora
Lineage: Eukaryota; Metazoa; Nematoda; Chromadorea; Rhabditida; Trichostrongylidae
Source: the annotation of a GenBank genome assembly
AUGGGGAGAGCGGAUAAGACGACAGGUGCACGGUAUGCUGAAGAGGAGAAGGAUGUCACGAUAGCGGAGUUGCGUCGGCAAAUGCAGGAGGCCUAUCCGGACUUUUCGUUGUCAGCCAUGACGCUUUGGAGGCUAGUAAAAGGUCUCGGGUUCUCGUACAAGAUCGUCAAAGGGCAGCGUUUCAUAUUUGAACGCUUGGAUCUUGCCCGCAAGAGAUCCUUGUAUUUGAGAAAAAUUGAUGAGGCCAGGACUAGAGGGGACUGCGUGGUCUACAUGGAUGAGACGUGGGUGUUCGAAGGUAUGGUGAAGAGGAGAGGUUGGGUAGAUAACACCAUGUCGCGUUUUCCCUCCGCCGAGGCGAUACAGCAGUACUCUUGUGGCAAAACUGCUGGGAAGAACAAAGGGAGGCGCGGCAUCGUUAUCACGGCAUUGUGUGAAGAAGGAAUCAUACCGGGUAGCACCCAUGUCCUCGUAAGUGGACACCGGACCGCGCAGGGCGAUUUUCAGCGAGAGAUGGACCACUCAGUGUUCGAGGAAUGGCUGGAAUCGUCAAUCCCUCUGAUGAAGGAGUUCGCAGCAGGGCGGAAUGUUACUCUAGUGCUCGAUAACGCUCCUUACCAUACUAGAGCUCUAGAGAAGGAGAUUACCAGCUAUCUCAACUCGCACGGCGUCGAAGUGGCUGCCGACAGUACUAGAGCUUCUCUCCAAGAGGAGCUUGACCAUUUCGUCGCCAGUCGAGGCGGUGUGGCAGCCUUGCGUUGCUACGCCGCGGAGAGGAUUUGCGAGGAUAUGGGGGUCAGAAUGAGGGCACUGGAGAUUUUGGGGAGAGUGUCCAGGAACCUCUGCGAGGCCUGGUGUGGAAAGACGUUAGAGGAGGAAGACUCCGCGCGAUUGAAAGAGGCUUUGGAUGCCAGUUAUGGUGAUAUGGGCGCUGAAGAGCCCUCAUCAUCUGACAGCGACCUGUCAGAUGAUGUGAUUAGUGGCUAUAGUGUCGAGCUGUGA